This is a messenger RNA of Thyridium curvatum, 657 nucleotides long. RefSeq lists its product as uncharacterized. The transcript has a single exon. NCBI's taxonomy places the organism in Eukaryota, Fungi, Ascomycota, Sordariomycetes, Thyridiales, Thyridiaceae. The record is from RefSeq and is a predicted model, not a curated record. Bases 1 to 657 code for a protein of 218 amino acids.
AUGCCCCAGCCAGUCCCUGACCAUGAGCGCGACCGCCCAGAGCGCCCUGCCGUCCUCGGCCACACUGCUACCCCCGGCGCUGUCCACACCCUCGAGGCCUGCAAACCAGAGGACGAAUCUCCCGACGGCCCAGCGACUGAGCGCGCCCGCCAUGGCCAGCAGAGCAGCGACGCCAUAGCCGCAGUCGAGCAAAAUCUUGAGCGCCUCGACGUUAUUGACCACCACCGCCCAGCCGAGCGACCGCGCGGCCGCGGGGACGUCGUACUCCCAGAUGACCAUGAGGAUGGGGAAGAGCUUGGUGGAGGAGCUCACGAGCAGGGCGGUCGAGACCGAGUUGGCGCGCGGGUAGGUCGGGAGGAUGCCGAAGAAGGCGAGGGGCGAGAAGGGGCUCGAGGUGAGGAAGCGGAUGGCGAGGUGGAAGGCCAGGGUGGAGAGGGAGCAGAGUAUCACUUGCGCACACCGUCCGUGUUAGUAAGGGACACACUCGUCUGGAGUUCGGGGAAAGUACGUACAGAAGAAUAUGUACUGAAAGACGAUGGGCUCCUGAGCGAAUCGCCCAAAGUUCCCUCCAUCUGCUAUAUCAGGGCCCGGGCCGGACUGUUUCUCGAUACGGGCCCAGGUAAGGUACACGUCGAAGAGAAGGAGGAGUAUGCCUAG